CAAGACCCCUCAGAAAUGGAACCCAGGCGUCCUAGCUGGGGAGAUCAGGAGGCGAUUUCUACGGGCUGCUUGCUUUAUUACCCUGUAACGCCCCCCCCCGCGCCCUAUAGGGUGGGAUGGGGGACCGAGUGUUUGGGGGGCAAGUUCCAGCGCGGUGGCCCCCCCUGCCGCGCGAUACGCUGUGGGGCGAGGGGGGGCGUCUCCAUCCUUCCUGCCCGAGCCUCGGAUCCCCUUUGCCAUAAAUGGUCACCGCAGCGGCAGCGGCGGCAGCAGCGGCGGCGCGGCAGUCGAGCGGGGCUGCGCUCCGGGAAGGCGCGUCACUGGGGCGGGGGCCGCCCAGCAGCCAGCUACCGGCCCCGGAGUCCGGGACCCAGCCCGCGCCCGCCCGGGAUGGACGAUCUGGAUGCUCUCCUGGCUGAUCUGGAGACGACAACCUCCCAUAUAUCCAAACGCCCCGUCCUGCUUACCGACUCCGGAGGAGCCCACCCCAACGGGCUGAGCCAAGACGGGACCCCAGACCCCAAGCCAACUCCUCCACCGUACAACAACCCUCAGCAGCAGGCUGGGACCACAGCCAUGCCGGUAGACCCAUUUCCAGCAUCAACCAUGCAGGGCGGAAAUGACAAGGAACACCUGUACAGCACGGUCUGCAAGCCUCGCUCACCCAAGCCCAAGGAAGGGGCCCCUCCGCCCUUCUCCUCCUCCAGCGGCGUGCUCGGAGCGGGACUUUGUGAACUGGACCGGCUCCUGCAGGAACUCAACGCGACCCAGUUCAACAUCACAGAUGAAAUAAUGUCUCAGUUCCCAACCAGCAAAAGCCCAGGCGGAGACAAGGGCAAAGACAGGCCGGAAGAAUCUAUAGACGGCAGCUCCAUUUCCCGGUCAACAGCUCCUCCGCCUGCAAAGCCAUCGGCUACGUCUGCCACCUUAGAGCUGGACAAGCUGAUGGCCUCCCUGUCAGAUUUCCGGGUCCAGAGCAAUCUCCCAGGAGCCUCCACCUCCACCACUGUGUCGCCCCCUCCAGCUCCUGCCCGAGUCUCCUCAGCGCAGCUGCCGGUGGUCUCAUCCGUCUGCCCCAGCCCCGCUGCUGCGCCCCCACAGACCUCCCCAGCGCAGCCGAGCGGGAACCUGGACAGUAUGCUUGUGAUGCUGGAGUCAGAUCUCAGCCGCCAAGGGAUCUCCACCACUGCCAAGGGGCUGUGCGCAUCCUGCCAGAAACCCAUCGCAGGGCAGGUGGUCACAGCAUUGGGAAGUACCUGGCACCCUGAGCAUUUUGUGUGCAGCCACUGCCAGAAGGAGAUGGGGGGCAGCAACUUCUUUGAGAAGGAUGGCGCCCCCUACUGCGAGAGGGACUACUUCCAGCUCUUUUCGCCCCGCUGUGGACUCUGCAAUGAACCCAUCCUGGACAAAAUGGUGACCGCAUUGGAUAAGAACUGGCACCCAGAGCACUUCUGCUGCGUCAAGUGUGGGCGGCCCUUUGGGGAGGAAGGCUUCCACGAGAAGGACGGGAAGCAGUACUGCCGCCAGGACUUCUACGAGCUCUUCUCCACCCGCUGCCAGGGGUGCAGCCAGGCCAUCUUGGAGAACUACAUCUCGGCCCUGAAUGCCUUGUGGCACCCAGAAUGCUUUGUUUGCAGGGAGUGCUACACGCCAUUUGUGAACGGGAGCUUCUUUGAGCACGCCGGCCGCCCGUUCUGCGAGAUCCACUACCACAAGCAGCGCGGCUCGCUCUGUUCGGGCUGCGAGAAGCCCAUCACCGGCCGCUGCAUCACGGCCAUGGCGCGCAAGUUCCACCCCGAGCAUUUUGUCUGCGCCUUCUGCCUCAAGCAGCUCAACAAGGGCACCUUCAAGGAGCAGAACGACAAGCCCUACUGCCACCCUUGCUUCAUCAAGCUCUUUGGGUGACCAGGAGGGCGCCACGGCCGCGCCAUGCCCGCUACCAGCAUGGGAAAAGGGAAGGCCCACCAAUCCCAGCCUUUGACCAAGCCACGCCCACUGCCACACAUGGGAGAGGCCUGUGCCUUAUGGGUUCCACCCCGGCGGAGCCACCACACGAUUGCCAAAGCCACGCCUCUAGCCAAAGGCGAGAAGCUGGACUUGUCCGCUUCUCCCACUCUACUCAGGAGCCAAUCCCAUCGCAGCCACGAGCAGCCAAUCCUUGGCCCUCACCCCCCGUCACAUGCUACUUUAAGCCACACCCACACAGCGCCAGCGCUUCAGACAGGAGGCAGUGCCUUAAGCCGCAACUCACACAAGACUAGCUGGCGAUGUCAUCCAGGUAGAAGGCGGGGCCAUAAAGAAGCCACACCCCUCCGUUCCCUGUGAAGUCUGUUCCUGCAAUGCCGUCCAGUAGCGUGUCAGAAAGAAGCACCUGAAACCCAUCUCCCUACUCUCAAGCCAUAAAAGCCAUUCAGGUGGGAGGUGGGGGGGAAAAACCCUUUACUUCCAGGUCCUUUGGUAUCUUUUACCGCUUUUGCCUUCGGGUGCAAGGUGAGGGGCUAUUUCACUUCGGGGCUGCCCUAAAGCACUUACGAUUGUGAUCAAGUAUGAUCUAAAAUGGUUCAACUACAAGAGGGGAGAGGCAGCAGUAACUCUGUGGCCCAUCCUUCGGUGGCAGAGAUUUUGGGGCGAGUUUACGUGUAAACAGCUUUGACACCACCCCAAGGGUUAUAUCUGUGAGCUGUCAGUGGAAUUUGGGAAGAUGCCUCUCUCCCUUAGUGUCCU
This is a messenger RNA of Podarcis raffonei (Aeolian wall lizard), 2724 nucleotides long. RefSeq names its product transforming growth factor beta 1 induced transcript 1 (gene TGFB1I1). The transcript has 11 exons. Lineage: Eukaryota; Metazoa; Chordata; Lepidosauria; Squamata; Lacertidae. Bases 16 to 1905 code for a protein of 629 amino acids. The record is from RefSeq and is a predicted model, not a curated record.